AUGGAUUUGGUCAUACCGGAGCACGACGACAAGGCACUCCAUCAGCUUCUGGACUCCCUGGGAUCCGCCAGUGCGCUUCCUACACUCUUGCCUCAAGGUUGGGACAAGGCCUCGGCAUUGAAAAGACUUUCGGAUCAUCUAGCGUUGAUUGAUUCCGAAAUCAGCAGGAAACUGAAAGGUCUGGAUGACUUGAACUCCCACCUCAAGAACUUGCAAUCGCAAGAGAGGACGGACAUGCAGGCUGCAGGUGCCAACCCCGUAUCGACAUCGGAAAGGGUGCUGGAGGUCAAGCCACCGGAGCUAGCUGCAACGAGUGCCAGACCUGGAGUUGUGGGUGGUCACUCCACACCCCGAGUGUAUCAAAGCAGUCACCAAUCUCUUGGGAUGACUCGACAGUUCUCGCCUGCACCGCAAGUCGCAUCACCCGGUGUCAUUUCGCAAUGGCAAGUCGUCCCUGCUGUCCCGGCUCCGCAACACUUACAGCAGCCGCAGCGGUUGCAGCGGCUAGCGUCUGCUCCGGCUGGCUGGCGUGCCGUGCAGGCUGUGCAGGCUUCAGCGCGGCCUUGGCCUGGUGCGACGCUGCUGGGCAGCGGUCCCCAGAGGUACACCCUAAGCUCGGCAGACGUACGUUCCGGCUCCGCAGGUCCGGCGGCACGUAUACAAAGUCCAGGAGCUGUCCUUCAGCCCCCUCAUGGACUGCACGGUGCAUUUGUCGCACCCGCACCUGGGAGUCCAGUUGUGGUGACUUCUGUGCGGGGCGGUUCACCGGUGCCGCAAGCCAGGUCCCGUUGUGCAAGUCCACAGGCUGUGGCAGGUGCGGCUGUGCCUGGAGUGUUCGCAAGGACACCAAGGAGUAAUGCGCAGCCCUCCCGGCAGUGGAACCCACAAGCGGCUCCUUCUCAGGUAAGCUCACGCUUCAUCCUCGUGACUCCGCAAAUGGAGGCAGUGCACCCUGGAAGAUGCGUGACCCCGCGGAGGGUACCUUCACGACCACCAGCAGGAGUCCCCAGUCGAGUGCCGUUUCCUGGAUACACGCCGCGGAGAUGA
This is a messenger RNA of Symbiodinium pilosum, 1047 nucleotides long. The record is from the annotation of a GenBank genome assembly. NCBI's taxonomy places the organism in Eukaryota, Dinophyceae, Suessiales, Symbiodiniaceae.